GCAAGUUGCAACGAUGUUGCCAACACGGUCAUUGGCGAACACGAAUAUAACCCCGACGUCUAUUAAUCUUUCAACAAGUAGAUCAGAAGAUGUUAAAUCCGGUACAACUGAAUGGUAUAUAAUUGUCAUAACCUUGGUGUCUGGUAUUGUUAUUGGAAUUCUUCUUUCCAACAUUGUUUCAUAUUCGCGUCGUAAGUUGUUUACGCAGCCUGAACGAACCCCAGAGGUGCAAAAAACGACAGAAGAUUCAACUUAUCAGGAGCUAGAUCUUAAGAAAAUGAACAAAGAAGACAAUUAUCAAUCAUUGAGUGGGAAUGCUGGAAGAAAUGAUGGUGUAAAUAACGAUGAGUCAAAUUAUACCGAGUUGAACAAAGUCAGGGAUAUCGAGAGCAAUUAUCAGUCUUUAACCUAAAAUCGUAAAGCUGGAAUACAGGAUACAAAUGGGACUGAAGACUAUGCAGAAGAUAUAGUUAAUGAUGCUAGAAGAUGUUAGAAACGGAUUGUUGCCUUACUUCAUAAUUACAGAGAGGACCUCUGGUUUUUAUAAAAAGAAGUCGAAUAUCCUCCCUUAAUAAAAUAACCCUGGAAUACUCCCUGGUUUAGGCCAGAUAAUGUACACAUUCAGUAACUCUGUUCCAUUGGCUCCAUGAGUUCCGCGUGAAAAAAAUCCCUAAGUCCGGAUCGAAAUUUCAUGCAUGUAAGGCCAGUUUCCAGUACGCCGUAUUUUAUAUAUGUUCCAAAACAUUAAAAACAACCUGCAUGAGACAUUCCAGCUCAUCUUUAUAAUGUGUUCGACACAUGUGAAAUACGUACGGCGUAUGAAACGUGCCUAAAGCAGAAGGUGGACUCCCAAUAAAAAAAACAGAUUAAAUUUACACGACAUAAUUGUAAUUA
Molecule: messenger RNA, 894 nt
Organism: Dendronephthya gigantea
Lineage: Eukaryota; Metazoa; Cnidaria; Anthozoa; Malacalcyonacea; Nephtheidae
Exons: 2
Coding region: 14-412 (132 amino acids)
Source: RefSeq, a predicted model, not a curated record